AUGGAACGCCCGGAGACCCACGAUCGUGGCACGUCGCCCGGGCAACCGGGGACGAUAAAGCCCUCCCAAGGCGGCGGCGGCGGUGUAGCGGACGCUAUGAUGUCCAACCCCGAGCCUGGUCUGCCCCUUCUCCCGGGCACGUCCUGUGCGGACCCCACGAAAACAGACUUCCAUAGAAGCCAGACACUGAACUACUCGCAUGGCUAUGCAAUGGCUCGUCGUCCAACGGUUGGAAUAGGCGGGGACCGGCUCCAGGUCAACCAGGGUCCCAGGCUGACCUGGAUGAGUUGGCCAACAAGGCACCACUUCUAA
Pipistrellus nathusii (Nathusius's pipistrelle) is the source of this 312-nucleotide messenger RNA. NCBI's taxonomy places the organism in Eukaryota, Metazoa, Chordata, Mammalia, Chiroptera, Vespertilionidae. The record is from the annotation of a GenBank genome assembly.